UAUAAGCCGGCCUUCAAGAAAUAAUGACGCUUAAAGAUUCGUAACUAUCGAAGUGACACCUAAAAAUCCCUUAGCUUAUAAUUCUAAGAGCAAACUAAGUGAUAGUUUAAUUAAGUUAUGAAAAUAAUAUAAUAAUUGUCCCGAUUUCUCCCAGACUAGUGAUUUCAAAAUGCGCUUCGAAUUUACGAGAAGACAGUGGUUGACGGUGGUGGUGAUAUCAAUUGCUGAUUUUUGUAAUGCAAUUUGUGUUGCCCUUCAGGCGCCGUUUUUUCCACAUGAGGCUGAGUUAAAAGGCUGCUCAGCGACGGAGUAUGGACUCGUAUUUGGUGUGUUCGAGCUGGUGGUAUUCAUGAUUAGUCCAUUCUAUGGCGCUCAUCUCAACAGACUUGGACCGAAGUUGGUGUUUAACGCGGGAAUUUUGACAACAUCAUCAUGUGCAAUAUUAUUUGGGUUUUUAGAUAAAGUCGAGGGUCACAUACCAUUUGUGACACUGGCAUUCACGAUACGUAUCAUAGAGGCUAUGGGAAACGCUGCCUUUUUGACUGCUUCAUUCGCCAUUAUUGCAAAAGAAUUUCCUAACAACGUCGCUACAAUGUUUGCAUCAUUGGAGACGUUUUUCGGCCUUGGUCUGAUUGUGGGCCCCAUGCUCGGUGGAGCUCUGUACAGCUGGGGUGGCUACUCACUGCCUUUCGCUGUCUUGGGCUUUGCUCUAUUCUGCACCGCUAUACUCUGUUACGUGACUUUACCAAAAACUUCCGAUGAUGAAGACAUUAAGCCUACUGGACCAACAAUGAUGUCAUUACUGAAAAUCCCCGGAGUGCUGUUAGCUGCAAUAAGCAUCAUAUCAACGAGUAUGAGCAUAGGAUUCCUCCAGGCGACUUUGGAACCACAUCUACGCCAGUUUAAAUUCUCUCCAGUGAUAUUAGGUUUGAUAUUCAUAAUUAACGGUGGUAUUUACGCAUUGUCUGCCCCAACAUGGGGCUGGAUGUGCGACCACCCUUCUAUCAAACCUAAAUAUGUAACAGCACUUGGCCAUUUAUUCGUCACGGGAGCUUUCUUACUCGUGGGACCGGCGCCGUUUAUUGAUAUGCCAACGAUGCUGUGGGUUACAAUCGCUGGUCUGGUUCUUCACGGUUUGGGUAUUGGCAGCCUUCUAGUGUCUUCAUUUUCCGAUGCCCUUGGUACUGCAAUUUCUAGCGGAUUACCCAACUCAAUAGAAACAUACGGCCUGGUGUCUGGGAUGUGGACCUCCACUUUCGCUUUGGGUGCCUUCAUUGGACCCACUGUCUCUGGUCUGCUCUUUGAUUCUAUUGGAUUCCGGAGUUCGACGUCAUUUAUUGUCAUUCUUCAUUUGUGCGUUAUGGGAGUGGUUCUUCUAUUCCUGUGUACGUGCGACCGUUACAAGAUGGAAGUGUCGGUGUCAGCUGGUGACCUCAUGCAAUUGGACGGCACGUUAGAUGAAAGCGUCCUGAUUGGAGACAAGUUUAUUACACCUGCUACUAGAACUAAAAGAUUAUCUUAUUCCAGCCGUCGCUACGGUAUAAGCGUGGAGCAGUCCCGCCCGCCGGCCAUGAACAGCCUCAUCGCGUGUUCCAGCUUCAAGAAUAGACGCAGCCCGUGGAGCCAGCGCACGCCGAGAUAUCGGCCCUCCUACGGCAGCCUGGACCAUCGCUUCCGAGCAUCCCUCUCUGUUACAUAAAUUCACCGAAUCCAAUACACUUAUCAGGAUAUUUCUUUAAGUCGGGAUUAUAAGCAAUUCGUAUCCUAGUCAUUAUUACCAAAGACCAUACGUCCGAUUUGCGAAACAACUAUCUGCUCUACCUACCAAACUAUUUAUUAAAAUGUAACAAAAAAAUAAUAAAUCGGCUAUUACCGCCGAGGGGUUCUGGUAACGUUUGAACAUACCUUACUAAGAGUAUAAACAUCAGGCUAAACACGGUAUACUUUUUAUUAAAUAUUAUUAUCGUUUUUUUAUAAAUUUAUAAUUUAUUUAAUCACAUACUUCCAUCAUAUACAUUAUUAUUGUUAUUAUUUUAAUUGAUGUCUGUGUAUCUAUACACCAUAAGUAGCAACGCAUAAGGAAUUUGUCUCAUAUAAGUAAUGAAAUAAUA
Messenger RNA from Vanessa atalanta (red admiral), 2111 nucleotides. RefSeq names its product MFS-type transporter SLC18B1-like. The transcript has 10 exons. Gene Ontology annotation, molecular function: transmembrane transporter activity. The coding region runs from base 170 to 1699 and encodes 509 amino acids. Gene Ontology annotation, biological process: transmembrane transport. NCBI's taxonomy places the organism in Eukaryota, Metazoa, Arthropoda, Insecta, Lepidoptera, Nymphalidae. The record is from RefSeq and is a predicted model, not a curated record.